Molecule: messenger RNA, 4075 nt
Organism: Choloepus didactylus (southern two-toed sloth)
Lineage: Eukaryota; Metazoa; Chordata; Mammalia; Pilosa; Megalonychidae
Gene: ADGRG2
Product: adhesion G protein-coupled receptor G2
Exons: 26
Coding region: 1-3072 (1023 amino acids)
Biological process (GO): cell surface receptor signaling pathway; adenylate cyclase-activating G protein-coupled receptor signaling pathway
Cellular component (GO): membrane
Molecular function (GO): G protein-coupled receptor activity
Source: RefSeq, a predicted model, not a curated record
AUGUUUUUCUCUGGUGGGCACUGCAACCACAUUGGCAGACCUGAAGAACUUUUAGUGAUGUUGAAGGUAUUCCUUGUCAUCAUUUGUCUUCAUGUCGUUCUGGUUACAUCCCUGGAAGAGAAAGCUGAUAAUUCCAGUUUGUUGUCACCAUCUGUUGAAUCAUCUCUUGUUGGUAUUGUCCCCUUCGCCGAUGAUGCUCCAGAUGCUACUUCAAGCGUAUUAUCUGCUUUAAACAAAACAGAAAAAACUAAAAUCACUAUAGUAAAAACCUUCAAUACUUCAGGAGUCAAAGUCCAGAGAAAUAAAUGCAAUAUGUCAUCUAUUUGCAAUGACUCAGCAUUUUUUAGAGGCGAGAUCAUUUUUCAGUAUCACGAAGAAAGCAAUGUUACCCAGAAUCAAGACACGGCUAAUGGCACCUUAACUGGAGUCCUGUCUCGAAGUGAAUUGAAACGAUCAGACCUCAACAAAACCCUGCAAACCCUAAGUGAGACUUAUUUUAUAGUGUGUGUUACAGCAGAGGCCCAAAGCACUUUAAAUUGCACAUUCACAAUAAAACUGAAUAAGACAAAGGACAUAUGUGCUGUAAUGGCUGCUUUGAAAAUCGUGAAGAUUCAACCAAUGGAACAAUGCUGCUGUUCUAUCAGGACACCCUGCCCUUCUUCCCCGGAAGAGUUAGAAAAACUACAGUGUGAGCCACAGGACCCUGUUGCCUGUCUUGCUGUUCAUCCACAUGGCCCACCAUUUUCUUCCUCCAGCAAGUUGGUACCGGUUGCCCCUCGUGCCACUAUUCUUUCCCAAGUCUCCAGUGCCUUCUCUGUUGCUGAGCCCCUGGGACGUCCACCUGUGACCCAGAAGCCUUCCUCUGCAACCAGGGAGAUUCACCUUCCCUCUCUCCAGCCUUCGGCUCCCAUAGCUUCCAGCCCUGCUAUGGUUGUGUCCCCCCAAUCUGGAAUUAUCCCUUCCCCUACGGACCAUCCCCAUCCUUCCCCCACGGACCAUCCCCAUCCUUCCCCCACUCCACCGCCUGUGAAAUCCUCGCUCUCCUCUCCCACCACGUCUGCUCCUCUGAAUGUCAACACAACCAGAACAUCUCCCGAAAAUACAGAAAUCGCCACUCCCAGCAGGAUCACUUUUUCUGAAAUUGAGAGCCAAGUGUCCCAGAUGGAGAGUGCUCUGUCCGGAGGCAUCUUGGAACCUAACCGCGCAGGAGAAAUGGUCAGCCAAGUCAGCAAGCUCCUUGGCUCCCCGCCCCUCUUACUGGCCCCUCUGGCUCGAAGAUUGCUAAAAGUAGUGGAGGACAUUGGCUUACAGCUGAAUUUUUCGAAUAAGACCGUAAGUCUAAUCUCCCCUUCUUUGGCUCUGGCUGUGAUCAAAGUGAAUGCCAGUAAUUUCAACACAACUACCUUUGCCGCCCAAGAUCCUGCAAAUCUUCAGAUUUCUCUGGAAACACAAGCUCCGGAGAAUAGUAUUGGUGUUAUUACUCUCCCUUCAUCAGUGAUGAGUAAUUUACCUGCUAAUGAGGUGGCGCUAGCUUCCAGAGUUCAGUUCAACUUUUUUGCAACACCUGUCCUGUUUCAGGACCCUUUCACGAAGAACCUCUCUCUGAUCAGCUAUGUCAUAUCGUCGAGUGUUGCUAACCUGACCAUCAGGAACUUGGCAAAAAAUGUGACGGUCGCAUUAAAGCACACCACCCUGAUCCAGGAUAACUUAACAGUGAGAUGUGUAUUUUGGGACUUGGACAAAAAAGGUGGCAGAGGAGACUGGUCAUCUGAUGGCUGCUCCGUCAAAAACAGAAGGCCAAACGAAACCGUCUGUACCUGCAGCCACCUGACGAGCUUCAGUGUUCUAUUGGAUCUAUCUCGAACAUCUGUGCUGCCUACUCAAAUGAUGGCUCUGACGUUUAUCACGUAUAUUGGUUGUGGGCUUUCAUCAAUUUUUCUGUCAGUUACUCUUGUAACUUACAUAGCCUUUGAAAAGGUCCGGAGGGAUUACCCUUCUAAAAUCCUUAUCCAGCUGUGUGCGGCUCUGCUUCUGCUGAACCUGGUGUUCCUCCUGGACUCGUGGAUUGCUCUGUAUAACAUGCGAGGCAUCUGCAUCUCAGUGGCUCUAUUUCUUCAUUAUUUUCUCUUGGUUUCAUUCACAUGGAUGGGCCUGGAAGCAUUCCAUAUGUACCUGGCCCUUGUCAAAGUGUUUAAUACGUACAUCCAAAAAUACAUCCUUAAAUUCUGCAUUGUUGGUUGGGGGAUACCAGCUGUGGUUGUGGCCAUUGUCCUGGCUAUAUCACCAGAUAACUAUGGGCUCGGAUCCUAUGGGAAAUUCCCCAAUGGCUCACCUGAUGACUUUUGCUGGAUCAACAGCAAUGUUGUAUUCUAUAUUACUGUUGUGGGAUAUUUCUGUGUGAUAUUUUUGCUGAACAUCAGCAUGUUCAUUGUGGUCCUGGUUCAGCUCUGUCGAAUUAAAAAGAAGCAACUGGGAGCCCAGCGAAAAACAAGUAUUCAAGACCUCCGGAGCAUCGCUGGCCUUACGUUUUUACUGGGAAUUACUUGGGGCUUUGCCUUCUUUGCCUGGGGACCAGUUAACGUCGCAUUUAUGUAUCUCUUUGCCCUCUUCAAUACCUUACAAGGAUUUUUCAUCUUCAUCUUUUACUGUGUAGCAAAAGAGAAUGUCAGGAAGCAAUGGAGGCGGUAUCUUUGUUGUGGAAAGUUACGGCUGGCGGAAAAUUCUGACUGGAGUAAAACUGCUACUAAUGGUUUAAAGAAGCAGACUGUAAACCAAGGAGUGUCCAGUUCUUCAAAUUCCUUACAGUCAAACAGUAACUCCACUAACUCCACCACACUACUGGUGAAUAAUGUGAAUAAUGAUUGCUCAGUACACGCAAACGGGAAUGGGAAUGCUUCUACGGAGAGGAACGGUGUUUCUUUCAGUGUUCAGAAUGGAGACGUGUGCCUUCAUGAUUUCUCUGGAAAACAGCACGUGUUUAAUGAAAAAGAUGAUUCCUGCAAUGGUAAAAGCCGCAUCGCUCUCAGAAGGACUUCAAAACGAGGAAGCUUACACUUUAUUGAGCAAAUGUGAUUCCUUUUUCUAGAAACAAAGCAUGAUGCUUGACAGUAUGAAAAUGUCCACUUUUACCUUUUUACACAAUGUGAGAUGUACGAAAACCAACCUGUCUUAUACUCUCAGCCACCUCUGGAGGAGCACAAGCUCCUUGAGGGCAAUGGUUACUAUUGGAAGAGAAAGCCGAGACAUUAUACUAUGGUUUUCAGACAUUUGCGAUUUGGUUCCUUAUCCUUUAUUAUAAAAGAAGAUUGGUUUUAAAAAGCAUACUAAGAAUAAGACUCAUGUAAAAAAAUUAAAAAAAAAAAGUAGGUAAUUGCCAGGCACAUUUUAAAGAGGCUGAGUUAUCUUUGAUAACAUCAUAUGAAACAACUGUUGACUUCAACCUGUUGGUGAGUUUAAUUGUGCAUGCCUUUGUUACGUGAAAACUAAAUUCUAGUGAUCUACUUGUCAAAAAUCUUACUUCUACAUUUUUAAUAUUUAUUUUCUACUGUGUAAAUUUAUUCCUUUGUAGAAUAGUGAUUGUAUUGUUUUGUUUAAUGUGAUAACUCAGAAAAUCCUUGCUGGUUCAGUGAAUUCUAAAACUCCUUCUAGAGGUUACAUAGGAUGUGAAAUACAGAGAUUUCACUGAAAUCAAGACAUAACGAUGUUGGCCAGACUGAAAAAUCUAAGCAGACAGUGCCACAAUUAGCUCAAACAGUGCCUUCGUUCGAGUUAGGAAAAGGCGCCCCCACUGGUGGACACAGGCCCAUGGGCUCCCAGCUUGGCACACAGAGUGGCGGCCAGAUUUUAGCCCCACUCAUCCCCUUGGCUGUGCAUACUUGUGCAGGGUGCGACCUGUAUGGCCGUGCAUGGUGCCCAAUACCGAUAGCCAGCCCCUGACCUUAUCCCUACUGAUCAGAUCCUGGAAUCUACACCGAGAUGUUUAGCUUAACACCUUGGCCACGAAGGGGGUGGAACUGUAAUCGAGAACAUAUGUUGGGAAAAUUGUGAAUGUGGAGGAGAUCCAUACACUGCCACU